AUGGCUACAAAAGACCCCACAGCUGUAGAGAGAGCAAACUUGUUAAACAUGGCUAAACUGAGUAUCAAAGGACUCAUUGAAUCUGCUCUCAGCUUCGGCCGCACUUUGGAUUCUGACUACCCCCCCUUGCAGCAGUUCUUUGUUGUUAUGGAACAUUGUCUGAAACACGGUCUUAAAGUAAGAAAAUCAUUUUUGAGUUAUAAUAAAACUAUCUGGGGUCCUUUGGAACUGGUGGAGAAGCUAUACCCAGAAGCAGAAGAAAUAGGGGCCAGUGUCCGGGAUUUACCUGGUCUUAAGACCCCCCUGGGUCGGGCACGAGCAUGGCUUCGUUUAGCCCUCAUGCAGAAGAAAAUGGCUGAUUACCUUCGUUGCUUAAUUAUUCAAAGGGAUCUCUUGAGUGAAUUCUAUGAAUAUCAUGCACUAAUGAUGGAAGAAGAAGGAACAGUAAUUGUUGGGCUGCUGGUUGGCCUGAAUGUGAUAGAUGCUAAUCUGUGUGUGAAGGGAGAGGAUUUAGACUCACAAGUUGGAGUGAUUGAUUUUUCCAUGUAUUUAAAGAAUGAAGAUGAUAUUGGAAAUAAAGAAAGGAAUGUUCAAAUUGCUGCCAUAUUAGACCAGAAGAAUUAUGUUGAAGAAUUAAAUAGACAACUAAACAGCACAGUCAGCUGUCUCCAUUCAAGAGUUGAUUCAUUGGAAAAGUCAAAUACUAAGCUGAUUGAAGAGUUAGCAAUAGCAAAGAAUAAUAUCAUUAAACUUCAAGAAGAAAAUCAUCAAUUACGAAGUGAGAAUAAGUUGAUUUUAAUGAAAACACAGCAGCACUUAGAGGUUACCAAAGUGGAUGUGGAAACGGAGCUUCAAACAUACAAGCAUUCUCGGCAGGGGCUGGAUGAAAUGUACAAUGAAGCCAGAAAGCAGCUUCGAGACGAAUCGCAGCUGCGACAGGAUGUGGAGAAUGAGUUGGCUGUACAAGUUAGUAUGAAGCAUGAGAUCGAACUUGCCAUGAAAUUGUUGGAGAAAGAUAUCCAUGAGAAACAAGAUACUUUGAUAGGCCUUAGACAACAACUAGAGGAAGUUAAAGCAAUUAACAUAGAGAUGUACCAAAAGAUGCAGGGUUCCGAAGAUAGUUUGCAAGAAAAAAAUGAAAUAAUUGCCCGACUAGAAGAAAAAACCAAUAAAAUUACUGUAGCCAUGAGGCAGCUGGAACAAAGAUUGCAGCAAGCAGAGAAGGCCCAACUGGAAGCUGAAGAGGAAGAUAAGAAAUAUCUACAAGAAUGUCAGAGUAAAUCCGACAGUCUGCAGAAACAAAUCUCUCAAAAGGAGAAACAGCUGGCACAACUGGAAACUGAUUUGAAGAUUGAGAAGGAAUGGAGGCAGACUUUGCAGGAAGAUCUUCAAAAGGAAAAAGAUUCCUUAUCUCAUCUUAGAAAUGAGACCCAACAAAUCAUUAGUCUUAAAAAAGAGUUCCUUAACCUCCAGGAUGAAAAUCAGCAGCUGAAAAAAAUAUAUCAUGAAAAGGAGCAAGCUCUUCAAGAACUUGGCAACAAACUUAGCGAAUCAAAACUUAAAAUAGAAGAUAUAAAAGAAGCCAACAAAGCAUUGCAGGGACUGGUUUGGUUGAAAGACAAAGAAGCAACACAUUGUAAGCUCUGUGAAAAGGAGUUCUCACUCUCUAAGAGAAAGCACCACUGUAGAAAUUGUGGGGAAAUUUUCUGUAAUGCUUGCUCUGACAACGAACUGCCUUUGCCUUCUUCACCAAAGCCAGUACGGGUUUGUGAUUCCUGUCAUGCGUUGCUGAUUCAGAGAUGCUCAUCUAACUUGCCAUAA
Pipistrellus nathusii (Nathusius's pipistrelle) is the source of this 1821-nucleotide messenger RNA. Lineage: Eukaryota; Metazoa; Chordata; Mammalia; Chiroptera; Vespertilionidae. The record is from the annotation of a GenBank genome assembly.